AUGGGACUGGGUCCACGUGGGGAUGCCAGGCUUCUGGUCUUGCGGGUGUCAUAUCGGUCUCGUGCGACGUAUCAGUUUCGCGAGUGGCGAGGGAAAUACCGCAGAGACGAGCGCGGCCAGAGGGGGCGCGUGUUCCUGCGCUGUGCGACGUGUAUAGAUCACAUUUUCAUGUGGGGUGAAAUGAAAGGGUAUUUCGGUCACUCCGAAUACCACUCCACCUUUGCGCGCGACUCUACGCUGUACACAAAUGUUGUGGAAGAUGUAGUUCGGGUUGUUGCGCGGGAACCCACCGGCAAUAGCCCACGCUCCAGCUCGGACCAGAUUAUGUCCAAACCAACACUGACCAGUGGACUGGCCAAUGGACAGACCAGGGGUUCAGAUCCAAGGCCACAGACGCUUGCACGGCCAAUCCCGCUGCCAUUGCAGAACUGGGGCGCCGCGCUUUGCGAGAUCAGAGUUCCUAUUUUCAGCUCGGCCGCGCAGCCGAUCGGCUCGCACGCGCGAAUCAGCGAACUCCAUCGCUGA
This is a messenger RNA of Penicillium argentinense, 525 nucleotides long. RefSeq lists its product as uncharacterized. The record is from RefSeq and is a predicted model, not a curated record. Lineage: Eukaryota; Fungi; Ascomycota; Eurotiomycetes; Eurotiales; Aspergillaceae. Bases 1 to 525 code for a protein of 174 amino acids. The transcript has 3 exons.